CUGGCUCCGGCCGCGUCGGGUCGCGUCUCCUCCGCUCCUCGCUGGCGGCGGCGGCGGUGGCGGCGGCGGCCGCAGCGCUGCAAGUUUUGACAUUUUUGUCGCGGACCCGCGCGCCAGCGCUUCGCGGCCGACGGCUGUGGAGGCGGCCGACCCUCGAGGGCCCCUCGGACGCGCCCCGCCGCCCAGGGUCGGGCGGCCACGAGGCCCGGCCGCGUCCCUCCGCGCUCGCCCGCCCGGCGGCUGCAGCCAUGUCGCGGGGGCCGGAGGAGGUGAACCGGCUCACGGAGAGCACCUACCGGAAUGUUAUGGAACAGUUCAAUCCUGGGCUACGAAAUUUAAUAAACCUAGGGAAAAACUAUGAAAAAGCUGUUAACGCUAUGAUCCUGGCGGGAAAAGCCUACUACGACGGAGUGGCCAAGAUCGGAGAGAGCGCCGCCGGGUCCCCCGUGUCGACGGAGCUGGGCCAGGUUCUCAUAGAGAUUGCGAGCAUCCACAAGAAACUCAACGAGAGCCUUGAUGAAAAUUUCAAAAAGUUCCACAAAGAGAUCAUACAUGAGCUGGAGAAGAAGACAGACCUCGACGUGAAAUACAUGAACGCGACUCUGAAAAGAUACCAAGCUGAACACCGGAAUAAACUGGAUUCUUUGGAGAAAUCUCAGGCGGAGUUGAAGAAGAUCAGAAGGAAAAGUCAAGGAGGACGAAAUGCACUGAAAUACGAACACAAGGAGAUGGAGUAUGUAGAAACCAUUACCUCUCGCCAGAAUGAAAUCCAGAAAUUUAUUGCAGACGGCUGCAGAGAAGCCCUGCUGGAAGAGAAGAGGCGCUUCUGCUUUCUGGUGGACAAACACUGCAGCUUUGCGAGUCACAUACAGAAUUACCACGUGCAGUCUGCAGAGCUGAUCAACUCCAAACUGCCAAGGUGGCAGGAGACCUGUGGCGACGCCACGAAGGUGCCAGAGAAAGUCAUGCACAUGAUCGAAGAAAUCAGGACCCCGGCGUCCACCCCCAUGUCCGGAACGCCACUGCCGUCCCCCAUGGUCGAGAGAAGCAGCGUGGUCGGGCGAGAACAUGACACCCUUUCUAAAUAUUCACCGAACAUCCCCUCGGCUCCUUCAGCCAGAGCGACGACCAGCCCUUUGGUCGAUAUGUUUAAUAACCCAGCCACAGUGGCCCAGAAUUCCGAGAAAAUACAGAAUUCCACAGAUUCUUCAGACGAUGCCAGUUUGCAGCGAUCGGUUUCUGUUGCCACCGGACUGAACAUGGUGAAAAAGCAGAAGGUGAAAACCAUCUUCCCGCACACGGCCGGCGCCAACCAGACCUUGCUGAGCUUCGCGCAGGGAGACAUCAUCACGCUGCUCGUCUCGGAGGAGAAGGACGGCUGGCUCUACGGCGAGCACGACGGCACCAGGGUGAGGGGUUGGUUCCCGUCGUCGUACACAAAGCUGCUGGAAGACGAUUCGGAGACCACGAGCGUGCCCGCGCCCAGCUCAGCACCGGUACGGAGCGUGAGCACGUUGAACUUAUCGGAGAAAAGCAGCGUCGUCAUCCCCCCACCCGACUACGUGGAGUGUCUGUCGACGCGCGCGGCUGCAGAUAAGAAAGCGGAUGCUUCCCCAAACACGGCUGCCUUUAAGGCACCGGUGUCCAAACCCGGACCCACACCUCCUAGUGACACAAAUGGGAUUGCAAAGCCACCUUUUCUCAGUGGAGAAAACCCCUUUGCUACUGUGAAACUCCGGCCAACAGUGACGAAUGACCGGUCAGCACCCAUCAUUUGAUGAAAAGCCGGCCGUGGGAUCCUGGGCACCUGUUCAGUUCUCACCUGCAAAACGAUAAGUGUAUACGUUUGAUAAGUGCUGUACUGGUGCAAAGCUUCACCAGAGGGUGCCUGAACCUCAGUGUACUCCCCUCGAGCAAAUCAGCGCAUUUUCUAAUUGAACGUAGUCAGCUUUACACAUUCUUCUUCCAAUCGGCUGGGUUUACGUAUUUUUUUGUAAUCGGUGAUAAUGAUCAACUCAACCACUUAAAACGUCUUCUUCCCAUUCUGCUCAAAAACAGUAAAUUUGGUUCCAAUCCUUAUUGUAUCAUUUUCUGGUAAUUUUUUUCCUUUUUUUUGGCCACCCCGAGUCACCUGCAAGUCCCGGGCCAGGGAUCAAAUCUGUGUCCCCGUGCUGCAGAGACACCGCUGAUCCCGUCGCGCCACAGCAGCAACUUUUUUUAAAAGUCAGAAUAAGGGAUGGUUGAUGCUUUCA
Messenger RNA from Phacochoerus africanus (Common warthog), 2252 nucleotides. RefSeq names its product BAR/IMD domain containing adaptor protein 2 like 1 (gene BAIAP2L1). NCBI's taxonomy places the organism in Eukaryota, Metazoa, Chordata, Mammalia, Artiodactyla, Suidae. The record is from RefSeq and is a predicted model, not a curated record. Gene Ontology annotation, biological process: positive regulation of actin filament polymerization; plasma membrane organization; actin filament bundle assembly. Bases 249 to 1778 code for a protein of 509 amino acids. Gene Ontology annotation, molecular function: protein binding. Gene Ontology annotation, cellular component: nucleoplasm; cytosol. The transcript has 14 exons.